AUGGGACAGACUCAGGUAACACCUAAGACCCUGCUCCUGAACCACUUCCCUGAGAUCCGCUCCAAGGCUCACGAUUAUGGCGUGGAAGUAAAAAAGGGACCGGUGUGGGAAUUAAGGUCUCCUAGGCACCGGGAGGAGACCCCAGAAGAGGAACCAUCCUCCUCCACCUCAGCCAGGGCACCCAUUCUCCCCGUAGGGGCCCUGGGAGGUACUGGCCCAGAUGGGGAACGAUCUUACCAGUAUUGGCCCUUUUCAAGCAGUGAUCUGUAUAACUGGAAGUCUCAAAACCCCCUUUUCUCUGAAGACCCGAGGGGCCUGACUGACCUGUUUGAGUCUGUCAUGCAUAUACAUAGCCCCACAUGGGGCGAUUGCCAGCAGCUCCUUAAGACCUUGUUCACUACGGAAGAGCGCGAGCCGAUCCUCACGGAGGCCAGAAAGAAUCUCCCCCCGCGACAACUGACGCGCUUCCCCUGGAACGUGGAAGGUAGGGAGCGUCUCCGAGUUUACCGCCAGACUCUUAGGGCAGGUCUCCGAGCAGCGGCAUGCCGCCCCACCAAUUUGGCUAAGGUAAAAGCUGUGAUACAAGCGGAAAUGGAAAGCCCGGCUUUGUUCUUAGAACGACUCUAUGAUGCUUAUAGGCACUACACCCCUUUGGACCCCCUGGCAGAGGAGAAUCAGUCAGCUGUAAUGAUGUCUUUUAUAAACCAGGCUGCCCCGGAUAUUAGAAAGAAAUAUAAGCAGGAAGGAUUGGGGGAAAUGACCAUUCGGGAUCUGAUGAAAGUGGCAGAGAGAGUUUUUAACACUCGGGAGACUCCGGAGGAAAGGAUCAGAAAGGAAAAUAAGGAGUUAAGAGAAAGAAUUAGGAAAGAGGACAGAGAGCAUCUGAAUAGGGAGAACAAAAGGCAGCAAAAGGAGAUGGCUAAGAUCCUCCUGGCAGGGGUGCAGGGCACAGCCCAGGCAGGACUGGGUCCAGCUGGACCAACCUGACCUCAAAAACUGUGGCCCAGGCUAGAUAGGGGGCAAUGCAUG
Molecule: messenger RNA, 1029 nt
Organism: Mustela lutreola (European mink)
Lineage: Eukaryota; Metazoa; Chordata; Mammalia; Carnivora; Mustelidae
Exons: 3
Coding region: 1-987 (328 amino acids)
Biological process (GO): virion assembly
Source: RefSeq, a predicted model, not a curated record